Mytilinidion resinicola is the source of this 912-nucleotide messenger RNA. RefSeq lists its product as uncharacterized. Gene Ontology annotation, biological process: mitochondrion organization. The transcript is spliced from 3 exons. The record is from RefSeq and is a predicted model, not a curated record. Gene Ontology annotation, cellular component: SAM complex. Bases 1 to 912 code for a protein of 303 amino acids. Lineage: Eukaryota; Fungi; Ascomycota; Dothideomycetes; Mytilinidiales; Mytilinidiaceae.
AUGCCCUCCGAAGACCGGCCACACGAUGAAAAAUCACAGCCGCCUACCCGCUCGCCUCCCAAGCCCAGCAUCUUCACCGUCCCCGCGCCCAUAAAGCGCCUCUUCGACCGCUUCCCGCUCACCACCUAUCCAGCGAACGAACUCCCAGCGCGUUCACCACGAAACCGCCACCAGAAUGUGCUGUACAUAUUUGCGACUCCCUCGGGCGCUGUAUCAGGAGCCCCAUCCUAUAACCCGAGUUGUCUGAAGUGGCAGACAUAUCUCAAGUUCAGCGACGUCGACUUCCGACUGGUUGCGUCGAAUAAUCAUGCUUCUCCUAGCGGCGCGCUGCCCUUCUUACUCCCUUCGACGCACGAUACUGCGAAGCCGGCAUCGCCAAUUCCGUCGGGAAAGUUGCAGAAAUGGGCUUUAGAGAAGAGGAAACGGAGGGUCGAGGAGCCGGAGGAUAUGCGGUAUGAGGCGUAUCUGUCACUCCUCGACCACCUAAUACGGAAGGCUUGGCUCUAUACGCUCUACCUUACGCCCAACUUUACGUCUAUUGCGGAACCCCUCUAUGUCCUUCCGAUUUCGACGAAUUCGAUGGUUCGGCUUACCACUGCGUAUGAAUUGCGUAAAGCGGCGGAGAUUGAACUGCUGAAGAAUUCUGUGGUCAUUGAUGCCGAGACGCUGUAUACGGAUGCUGAAGAGGCGCUUGGGGCUUUGGAGACGGUGCUGGGAGAUCAAGAUUGGUUCUUUGGCGCUAAAGAACCGGGGCUUUUUGAUGCCAGCGUAUUCGCAUACACGCAUCUGCUGCUAGACGCCCAUCUCGGAAACGGCUGGGCGGAACCGCGUCUCCGAAACAGUGUGCUGGCUCGGGGAAACUUGGUGGCUCAUCGGGACAGGAUACUCGCAGGAUACUAUCCCGGCGCGUAG